AGCAAUAUCGAAUCCAAACGAACCAAUGCCGUACUCAGACGAAGCAAUAUCGAAUCCAAAUAAACCAAUGUCGUACUCAGCCGAAGCAAUAUCGAAUCCAAAUAAACCAAUGUCGUACUCAGCCGAAGCGAUAUUGAAUCCAAACGAACUAAUGUCGUACUCAGACGAAGCUGUAUUAAAUCCAAAUGAAUCGAAGUUCAUCCCAGACGAAACAGUACCAAACUCAACCGAACAAGUCCCGAAUCUGUCCGAAUCAAUGGCGCAUAAAGCGGAUGAGAUUUCUUCAAACAACUUAUACGAUCCAGUUGAAGUUGCCUCUUUUUGUGAAGACGAAGAUACAAAGUCAACUGAGGACCAAGAAGUAGAAGAUGUUUUUAUAAAACUUGCUUUAAAAAAGGGAAUCAAAGUCGGUAAAAUUUCCCCACCAACUAGAAAUGACGUGAAAGCAGUCUCUGUGCCUGAAUCUUCUCAAAGAGAAAAUUUCUUUUCCCAAAAAGACACGGAAGUAGAGAACUUGUUUAUUAGACGUGCAUUAGAAAAAGGUAUCAAAGUUGGAAGACUCUCUCCCACCAACACUGGUUACAACGCAGAACCGGUUCAUUUGCCUGAAGUUUCUGUGAAAGAAGAAGAGAAAGACCAAGAUAUAGAGGAGUUAUUUGUUAGGCUCGCGUUAGAGAAGGGUAUCAAGGUUGGAAACGUCUCACCAGUAAAUGAAACGAUUACACAGCAUUAUGCUAAAGAUACGAUAACAGGAGAGGAAUUCGAAAAGCGGGCAUUAAGAAACGGUAUUCGACUUGGAGGGUCUCAUGUUUCCACGAUGGAACAUUCGAAUGAGAAUACUACAAGUUUUCCUCCUGUAAGGGCGAUACCUGGACAUGUAGCUAAUGAUACGGAUGUUCUGAAAAUACUUGCACCAAAACCGAAUACGAAUAUAGCUUUUCUGAAUGGUGAUUGGUUGAAUCCAUUGACCACGCCCAUGGCACCGAGCCAUGACGGCGAAGGUGUUUUUGGUCCAAAUGCUGUGCCACCUUUUGCUCGUUACAACGGCACGCAGUUUAACACUCUGGUAAAAUUUGAUACUGAAAGUCACGAAAGAAUGGAUUGGACCAAUAAUGAAGCUGGAUAUAGAAAGACUACAUCAUUAAGACAAGAUAGUUUCGAAGAGCUUGCCAAAAGAAAUGGCAUCAGAGUUGGAGAAACCUUGAAAAGAAAAGUUGAGUCGCAGACACAAACUGAGAACUCUUUCAAAUCUCAAGAUACCCAGACAAUUGGUCUUAUUAAAGUAGGAAAUGCAUCAAUACAGGUAGAUGUAACGAAGGAGGCAUUUAAGGCCGAGUAUGAUGAGUGGAUGCAAGAGGAGUUGAGUUUGAUAGAUCCCAAGGCGUCUUCAUUCAGGGAGUUGUUUCUGUUGGAAGAAGAAGCACGUGAAGAGGCUGAGAGAAGGUUAGCUGUGGAAAUGGAUGAGAAUGUUAAAGCCCAGAGGAACACCAAGAUACUGAUAGACGAGCUAAAGGAUCAACUGGCAAACAAAGAAGAAGCAAUCGAGAAAUUGAACAAGGAAUUAAAGAGCCUAAAGAAACAAAAAGACAGCGAGAUAAAGAGACUCACUAAAGAGAUCAAGCAAAAAGACGAAGACUUGAAAACUGCAACUAACGAAAAUAGCCUGAAGGACGUAGUGAUAGAAAACAUGAGAGAAAUCGCUAAGGACCAGAAUGAGAUGGUAGAAAAGAUGGAAGAGAAAUUGAAAGCAAUGGAAAAGCAAAUGGAAAAUGAACGAAAAAUAUCUGAGAGUCUCUUAAAGAUCGAGUCAUCUAAAAAUAUCUCACUUCAAACCAAAGGUGCGGAUGAAUGGCAAGUUGUUAAAGGCCGUUCUUCUGGAACAAAAGCCACAAUGAAGCCUAAUUCCUCACGUCAGUACCAUCAAAUUGAUGGUCUUUCAGGAUUCGACGACAGAGAGUAUCAAAGAUACAAUAGUCGUCUACCUUCAGACACAACUACUUAUAUGGAACAGCGAGAUCCUAGUGAAGAAAUAAAGCCAGGAAAAUCCUUGGCCAGCAAGAACGAAGGCUUUCUUUCAACUAGCCAAGAUGUCCCGUUACAUUUGCGUGGAGCACAAAACAGUGUUACCAGUGAUAUUGGAGUGUCAACUGCUUACAAUCAGCAAUCACCGUCUGGUGAUUGUGUACCUCGACUUUCAAGAGAAUCUAGUCAUGCUACUGGUUGCACUUCUGUUCCCUCACUACCUCCCCCUGGGAUUCAUAUGCCCAGACUUCCAAGAGAACUGUCUGCAUCUGUUUGUGCCCCCAAUACUUCAUCUACAAAUUCUGUUUGUACUAUCAAUGGCACAUUUAACACUGCAAAUGUAUUGAAUUCAAAUGGGCUAUACACCUCGUCUGACACACUUACAUCCCCUAGUAUUAUGCAGCAAAAUUUACCAAGAGUUCCGUACCCUACCCCUGGUAGUGUAGGCAAUACUUCACUCCUCCACCCUGUUGUAUCGCAUCAAGUAUUAGCAGGAGGCCCAUACAGCAUCCCUACUGUCAGCGAUGCCACUAUGCCUUCGUCUGUUGUUACCAACCAAGAUUUACCAAGAGUUCCGUACCCUACCCCUGGUAGUGUAGGCAAUGCCAAUCUCCUCCACCCUGCUGUAUCGCAUCAAGUAUUAGCAGGAGGCCCAUACAGCAUCCAUACAAUCAGUGAAGCCACUACACCCAUUUCUGUUAUUAACCAAGACUUACCAAGAGUUCCUUACCCCUCUCCUGCUAGUAGCUGUGACGCCCCACUACUACCCCCUGGUAUCACCGUAGACCCUGCACUAAGACAAGCUCUGCCUGUCGUAUCAUCAAAGAAUAAAACCACGAAUAAGUUCUCGUCGUUUGAUAAGCUCAUGGAUGCCUUAAGAGACUCGUUUCCUGACCAUUCAAGGCCGUCAUUGAUGGUUUACCUCAAGAAAGCCAAGGAGGCGUUUGGCACUAAUGGCUUCAAGGGAAAGCAGAUAUCGGAAAUAGUUGACAAAGUUUCCCAGGUUAUCGACCAGGAAUAGGUAAUAAUAAAAGCCAGUUAGAAAGACUAAGGACUAGACUAGGGAAAGAAAUCUACUGGGACGACCCAGAUGAUAUUUUCAAAUUCAACUUGUUAAUAUUUGUUGCGGGUAAUGCUUCCUUGUGACAUUUUGUGAUGUGUUUCUGGACGAAAUUUUUCGCCUUUUCGUUACUGUUUAUUAUAUCUAUUUAGGUAUAUCAGAGGACAACAAAUACCUGGUUUGUCAAAUAUAGAUUUAAUAUUUGUUAAUUAUCAAUUGACACGGUUUUCUUUGUUAUUCACAAGGCUUUAUUUUUGUUAUGACCCUUUCACAAACAAUAGACAAAUUAAAGUUUGAUAUUUAGCAAGGGAGGAGCGGGGCUUAUGAACUGAACUGAAUUGCUCAUUUUAAAUGCUAGGUCAAUGUUUAGAUCUUAUUAACCGA
Molecule: messenger RNA, 3466 nt
Organism: Actinia tenebrosa (Australian red waratah sea anemone)
Lineage: Eukaryota; Metazoa; Cnidaria; Anthozoa; Actiniaria; Actiniidae
Source: RefSeq, a predicted model, not a curated record